Salmo salar (Atlantic salmon) is the source of this 8055-nucleotide messenger RNA. Its product is annotated as pleckstrin homology-like domain family B member 2. The record is from RefSeq and is a predicted model, not a curated record. Gene Ontology annotation, biological process: regulation of microtubule cytoskeleton organization. Gene Ontology annotation, cellular component: basal cortex. NCBI's taxonomy places the organism in Eukaryota, Metazoa, Chordata, Actinopteri, Salmoniformes, Salmonidae. Gene Ontology annotation, molecular function: protein binding.
UAUCCUUCCGUCCAGAAGAGAUGACAAUCCGCAAGUUUCAUUCCACCAAUAAUGCUACAGUCUUCUUUUGGACUUGUGAAUAUUCUGUCGAGAGUCGAGACCUUAAUGGCACCGAAGAACCCCCCCCCAACUAACAGUGUCUCGCCCUGUAAAGAGAUGCCCUCCUCGUAAUUAGAUUAAUUUGCCAUUAACGUCCAUUUCGGGAGUUAUAACUGAAGCUUGCAGUUCGACUUCAACAAUGGACUCAGACACAAGCAGCUGUACAGAGAGCCAGUCCCAGGCAGAGUCUGAUCAGCAAGUUCUAGCUACACCCAUGAGGCCACCACUCAACCUGAUAGAGACUGGAGGAGGCAUGAAGGUACAGACGACCACACCUCACCUGGUUGGCCUGGGCAGUGGCCGGCUCAGUGUUGCCAUCACACUUAUGCCCCUAAAUGAAGGUGUGACCCGAAUUGGCCGAGAGGAUGCGUCCGUACCUCAAGACAUCACUAUUGAGGGCCUGGGUAUAGAGGCAGAGCAUUGUCGUAUUAUAAACAGAGGAGGAGUCAUCACCCUUCACCCUUCCGGAAACCUGUGCUCACUUGAUGGAGUCCAUGUCUCAAAGCCAACAUUGCUGACACAAGGAUUCACACUCUGUCUGGGUAAAUCCUACUUCUUCCGCUUUAACCACCCUGAGGAGGCCAGACGUAUGAAGAGCAUGCAGCCCCAGAAGAGUCUUGUUGCCACUAUGGGCUACAGCUCAGACUGUGUAAAGACUGAGCACAGCAAUGGCGGCUCAGUAGAUGGCACCAUGAUGAGAGGCUCCCGAUCGAAGGCGGAGCUGCAGGACCUGAUGGAGACUCUGCAGCGCAGGAAGAGUGCUCUAGAGGCUAGCCUGAGGGCCAGCACAGAAUCUACCCGUACCUACCUCAGCCUGCCCCCUCCUAGCCCCCUGUCCCCCACGCCCCCCAGGAGUGCCGAGCGCCCCCCCUCCUCCAGAGGCCUCCCCUACAUAACCAGUAGUAGCACGCCCCCCUCCCCUCGCCAGGGUGAGCGUCCUCUCAGCCCCAAACCACCAUACACCCGCUCACGCCACCAAUCACAGGACAGCCUGCUCCUCUCUAGCUCCUCUGACGGGCAUCGCCCAAAUGUAGCCAGUUCUCUCCUGUCCAUGUGGAAUGGUUCCUCUUCCUAUGGGGAUCCUGCACCCCGUCCUCCUCAGGGCCACAGUGGGGCGGCCAGCAUGCCCUCCAGCCCUCGUCUAGGCCGCAGGUUCUAUGCCCAGGGCCGGAACGGGGACAAUGGUAUGGACCCUGCACCACGUCAGAGGAAGUACUCUACAGGGUCACUCAACGGCCUGGGCUCUACCCACAGCCGCUCUCUACCCCGCCUCCACCGGUCGUCAGACUCUGCAGCCCUGUCCCUGCCCCCACGCCGCUCCAUGGGCUCCCACAGAGGGGAGAAGGGUUCUGUGUCCCUGUCCUCCAAAAUGAGGCGCAGCCUGUCUCCUCUGGAGCGGCCGCCAGACGUAACAGUGCUAGCAACAGCCAGCAUACCGGGUACUCCCCGCAGGGCCAGCCUGGCCUCUCUGGCCUCUCUGGGCUGUGAACUGGAGCACGGGGGCCUGCGGGGUUCCUCACCCUGCCUGGACCUGGGCCUGGGGGAGAGGAGGCAGUCCUUUGGGAAGGGUGGGCUGGGGCUGAGAUCAAGAAGAGGCAGCAUCAGCUCUCUGAAUGGGAAGGAGGAGCUUACAGACUAUCACAAGCACCAGAGAGACGAGAGGCUCAGAGAACAGGAGGUGCAGAGACUGGAGCACCAGCGGCUGGAGACCAUCCUGAGCCUGUGUACUGAGCUGGGCCGGGACCAGGGCGGCUCAGCCAUCUCCGACCUGCAGAAGAUCAACAAGGAGCUGGAGAAGCUGCAAGAGUCUGAUGAUGACUCAGUGUUCUCCAACUCCCCCGGCAGCGUCAGUGGCACUGCCCCGGAGAAUGUCUUUGGCACCAAAGCCCGGGAGUACCAGCUGGCUGAGGAGCGGCAGGUCCGCCAGCGCCGCCACAGCGGGCACAGAGAAGCCAGGGAUUCCAGGGCCCAGUCACCUGCUGUCAGCCUGCGCAUUAUUGUCCCCUCACCCUCCCCUCACCACAGAGCCAGGCAGCAGGCUACGGAGGAUGUGCAUCUGAAACAGGAAGUGACGCGUAUCGAGGAAGAGAGGAUCCAGGUGCUAAACAACAUAGAAGAGUUGGAGCAGAAGAUCAAAGACCUGGACAACCAGAUGGAGGAAUCCAUCAGAGAGAUGGAGGUGGAGCGGGCUCUGCUGGAGGGGGAGCAGGACUCUGAGAUGGCCCUGCUGCAUAGGGAGAAGGAGGUACUGGACCAACUCAAUGAGAAGAUUGGCAGCAAUGACAAGACUGUCCUCACAGACAAGUCCCAGGAUGCUGAGGUGCUGGAGGCGGAGAGGAAGCGUUUUGAGGACCUGGAGUUCCAGCAGCUGGAAAGAGAGAGUGGUCAGGACGAGGAGAAGGAGGGUCAGACCCAGCAACUACUCCGAGAGAUAGCAGAUUACCAGCGUAGUACUGUCACACGCAAGGAGAGACUCCUGACCCUGAAGAAGCAGUCUACACAGAUUACCCAGCAGUCUCAGCGAGAGAAGGACAGCUUCCUGAAAGAGAAGAACAACCUGCUCCUGAUGGUUCAGAGGGAGAGGGAGAACCUGGCUUCUCUGGAGAGGAAGUAUGCUGAACUGACUGGAGGGCAGGCCUUCCCUAACAACCCUGUUGCCAUGAAGGAGCACUUCCGCUUUCUAGAGGAGAGGAGGCGGGGCAGUAAGGAGAACUCCUCCCACCUCAGUGACACUCUGCCCCGUAAGAGGAGCCAGCAGGCCCUCAGUCACUACAGCAGCUCUACCCUGGGCCGUAGCCUCUCCCCUAAGUCCCACCUGCCCCUGUCCCAGAGCUCCAGCUGUGGUAGUAUCAUCCCCCGGGGCCUCUCUAUCUCUCCCAGAGAUCUGGAAACUCCACGCCUGCUCAAGGCAGGCCACAGCCACCUGUACAUGAGUGAGAACAGACAGAGACUGGUUGACCUGUGUAGCAGGACCGUGUCUGAGUCCAAUGUCUUCCUGGACCCCUUCCACUACGCAGACAAUGGCCAUGGCUUUGACACGCUCAGUAUGGACAGCUCUGACAGCAUGGAGACCAGCAUCUCUGCCUGCUCCCCAGACAACAUCUCCAGUGCCAGCACAUCCAACGUAGGAAAGAUUAAGGAGAUGGAACGUUUGUUACGAGAAGCCCAGGCUGACAAGCAUCGACUCCUUGAGCACAAGGAGCGUGAGAUGGAGGUGCGUAGGCAGGCCCUGGAGGAGGAGCGGAGGAGGAGGGAGGACCUGGAGAAGAGACUGCAAGAGGAGACCAGCAGGAGACAGAAAAUGAUCGAGAGGGAGGUGAAGUUACGCGAGAAACAGAGGGCACAGGCCCGGCCGCUGACACGCUACCUCCCUCAGAGGAAGGAUGACUUUGACCUCCAUGGUCACAUCGAGGCAGCUGGACACAACCCAGACAACUGCUACCACCUAGCCAUCACAAAUAAAACCUGCAGAGGGUUCCUGGUCAAGAUGGGUGGUAAGAUCAAGACCUGGAAAAAACGCUGGUUUGUCUUUGACCGGAACCGCAAGACCCUGGCCUACUACGCAGACAAACAUGAGGUCAAGAUGAAAGGGGUCAUAUACUUCCAAGCCAUAGAAGAGGUUUACUAUGACCAUUUAAAGAAUGCACACAAGAGCCCCAACCCAUCUCUGACGUUUAGUGUGAAGACCCAUGACAGGGUGUACUACAUGGUGUCUCCCUCCCCUGAGGCUAUGCGCAUCUGGAUGGAUGUCAUCGUUACCGGGGCGGAGGGAUACAUGCAAUUCAUGGUCUAAACCAGUGGCGGUUGGUGAUUGGCUGAAUGCCCGGGGCGCGAGGUUGUUGGAGUUGUCAACAAAGCAGCAUGACAUAUGAUGCCAAGUUUUUGUGCUACUGGUAGUUUCUUUGAGAAGAUAUAUAAAGCGAUCUGUGCAUUUGAACAACAGCAUAAAUGACCACUGCUGCACAUGCUGCCACUGAUUUGAACAGAUUAGAUUAUACUAUUUAGAAUGAGAAGCCAGGUCACGAACGAACGAGAACGUAACAAGCAUGCAGAUGCAAUAAGUGAAAACCCAUUAUCUAACUGGGGUAAUAUAGCUAAUAUACUGUCACAAAGCAGGAUGCGCUAGCCAGUUCAUUCUGAAUAUUUUCCAUAUUUCUGAGUUAGAUAUUAGUUUAGAAAGACUUGAAAUUGGCAUGGGAGCUAACUACCAAUCAAGUUACAAGAUAGCGAUAACUAGCUAGCUGCUUGUCAAAGGUAGAUAACUGGUUAAUUUUACAAAACAAUCUACUAAACUAUUUCUCAAUGUUUAUAAAAAUUACUGUAUCUGGCUUAUUAAUUAAUUUUAUCAUGCUGUUUCAGUCCACACUACAUGUCACCCUGUCACCUACAAGAGAACCAAAGGAACAACAUGGGGGGAAACAAUACAAUUGGCCAGCCACUGUCAUGCUUUUUUGUCCUACCAGAUCCCCAAUGAGAAAGUUCUAGCUAGUGUAUCCCUCUGUCUUUCGACACUUGUUGGAUGUAUGUAGAUGUCAGCUCCCAGGCUCCCAUGACUGUUGUGGUUAUUUAUUUACAAGUUAAUUACAAUUAGAUUGUUGCUUUAGCGCCAUCUGUACCUGAUAGAGCACACAUCUGUACCUGAUAGAGCACACAUCUGUACCUGAUAGAGCACACAUCUGUACCUGAUAGAGCACACACAUCUGUACCUGAUAGAGCACACACAUCUGUACCUGAUAGAGCACACACAUCUGUACCUGAUAGAGCACACAUCUGUACCUGAUAGAGCACACAUCUGUACCUGAUAGAGCACACAUCUGUACCUGAUAGAGCACACAUCUGUACCUGAUCUGGCAUGAGAGACUCAUUGGGAGGGAGACUAGAACAGACCCAGAAGUUCUGAUAGAGCACGCAUCUGUACCUGAUAGAGCACACAUCUGUACCUGAUCUGGCAUGAGAGACUCAUUGGGAGGGAGACUAGAACAGACCCAGAAGUUCUGAUGGAGUACGCAUUUGAGCGCCCCAGGACAGUCCAUUACCUUUGUGCUGGUAUAAUUUAUGCUAAGAAAUCCUGCGAUUUCAUUGGGGCAGUUCCCCCUCAUAGCAAAUAGCUGGCAAAACAAUAUAAGCAAUGUUUGCAUGGCAUAUGCACCCGCAAGGGACAGAGUAGUAAGUAACUGAACAGCUGGUUUUUAACAUUUUUUAAAUAGGAACAUGUACACAUUUACUGCACUUUUAUGAGCAUUUAAAACAUAAUUCAUGAAUUAUAUAAUAUAUACUGUAUAUAUUUUUUAUACAAAUAUUUUUGUUGACCAAUCACAAUUGGGGCACCGCCCCUAACGCCCUAAUGGGCGGGCCGCUACUGGUCUAAACAACCCCCCAUGGUCGCACAUCCUGACCACAGACUCUCAGAUGACUAACAAACAGGGAAUAUACUCUCCUCCAGUCCCAUUAGUGCCUAAAAGACAAAACAAGUUGACUGGUCAGGUUUGAGAACCUCUGUGACCUCAGCACAAUACCCUUCUGGUUUUUAGCUUUGUAACCACUUUUAUUUCCAUCUUACUUCAGUGAGCCCAGCUCUCUCCUCCUCUUCCGGAUUCAGCUGAUGUAAUGGUAAUCUGAUACUUCGCAGUCUAGCAGGGAAUGGCUUCCUCUGGAGGAUUGGGUGCCCAGUGCCGCUUGUUCAUUCGGAAAGGACUUACUCAGAAGAUUCUGAUACUUAUCGCUUUACGUUUGGAGAGGAGCCUUUUGGCACCUUAACAUGGUUUACCCUCAUGAUAUUUCAUGACUGUUAAUGACCCAGAGUCUAUGUCUGAGGUGUAUUAUGUAGUCUGAUAGGCUCACAGUGUACAAGAGAUUACUGCCCAUUCAGAACAAGAUACUUCUCUUCCAUUGUGGCGUAGUGAGAUUACACAUCGAAUCGAAACCUUUAAAGUAGCAUAUAUUAUUCAUAUUAUUUAUGAGUAGAAUCAUAGGAUUGAGACUGCCGUUGGAUAUAAUAUUAUAAUAUAUGCCAUUUCACAGACGCUUUUAUCCAAAGCGAUUUACUGUCAUGCAUGCAUAUAUUUUACGUACGGGUAGCCCCGGGAAUCAAACCCACUACCCUGGCGUUGCAAGGCCCAUGCACUACCAAUUGAGCUACAAUUGAGCUAACGCCUCUACUUCUCUGGUUUGAGAAGAGGACCAGGGCCUGGUUUCCCAAAAGCAUCUUAAGGCUGAAUGGUUCUAAAGAUGAAUUUAGCCUUAAGAUGCUUUUGGGAAACCGGGCCCAGAUUGAUUAAAGGAUCACAAGCUGUCCCAUCCUUUUCAUCAUCCAAAUUGAGCUGGCUGUUGAUUGGUCAACCAAAGCUCUCCCUCUGUUUUCCUUCCAGCUGGACAGUCUCUUUUUUCCCUCAAACGCUCCCUCUCUCUCCGGGGCCAAACCCUCCAGAGACUGUCUAGCAUCUGCAUAGACUGAGAGGACAAUAUGUCCCUCCAGUGGAAAACCCAAGGUGAUGCACAUCACCGAUGUGUGUCCUUUGUACCCUACUGUUGCUCAGGAACGUGGAGAUAACAGGGGAAACCCUGAAACACCAGGGACUUGAAGGUUUUGAAAGUACCUUUCUCAGCACUACGUACCAAAGACAUACCAUGUCUGUAUUUAAUAUGGAAAUCGUGGAAAUGGAACCUUAAGGCUCCACAAAGGGCUACUUACCGGGUGUGGAAGGCAUUGACACUGUGUGUGUGUGUGUGUGUGUGUGUGUGUGUGUGUGUGUGUGUGUGUGUGUGUGUGUGUGUACCUUUCGUGUGUGCCAUACAGCUAAAAUAUGUUAGCAAAAACUUCCAGUACUAGUUCAAAUGAAAUGUUUUAAUGGAGCGUGACAUUGUAUAUUGUGCCUUUAUGUGAGUUGUGUUUUAUGACAUGUAGUGUAAUAUCAUGCUGCCAGUGGGCUGGGUGCAGCUCCCUAACCGAUCAAUGGGCUCAUUCAUUUCUGAAAGUUUGAGAAGCGUUGCGUUGUGCCUAAGAACAGCCCUUAGCCAUGGUAUAUUGGCCAUAUUUCACAAACCCAGAGGAGCUUAUUGCUAUUAUAAACUGGUUACAAACGUAAUUAGAGCAGAAAAACUAAACGUUUUGUCAUACCCGUGGUAUACGGUUUGAUAUACCAUGGCUUUCAGCCAAUCAGAAUUCAGGGCUCAAACCACCCAGUUUAUAAUUUGAGUUAUUACACAGUCGCUAUAAAACCUGUGCAGUACUUGGAUAUACUUACUACUUUUAAAAUUACUUUUUGGGUCACAAAUAAUGGCACAUUAAUUUAUAUUAGUUUAAUUUUCCUUUUGUUGUUUAACAAAUAUAUUCAUAUUUGUCAGUAGUAUGUGCAUGUUGAACAUACAAAUCAGCUAUUUGUGUGAAACCAAAGAGCAAUGCAAUCUGCAGUAUUCUAGGGAGAUUAUAUGAAGUCAUGGAAAAAAGAAAAUGCGAUUCUACUUAUUUGACCCAGGUAUCUUAGCUGAUAUAUUUGUAAUUAUGACUGAUGAAAAAAAGUCAUGAUAAUUGUAAGAUGUAAUGAUACUGAACUGGCUCUCAUUCACCAUGAACUCACAGGUAGAACGUAGUAGCAAGGUCCCUGACUGUCAAUGAGGUGACUGGGAGAGUGCACACGAGACUAAAGGGACUUCUCUGACAGUGUUGCGGAGGUGACAGCAGGUUAGCUCACAGGGAAUCUUUCACAGUGUUAUGAAGAGGUGACUGACAAGCUCUCUGUGACCAGUUGUCUUUUAAAGCAGGAUGUGCUCAGUCUGUGUGACUACACAAUACGGGCACACUUUUCAGGUAUUUUCCAUGUAUAAGUUACCAACAUAACUGCAACACUUUUUUGAUGCAUUUUAAAUAUAUAUUUUGUAUUUUUAUAUGAACAGUGUUAUUGUUAAUCCUGCAUGUUUUUUAAACAAAUGUAAGAAUAAAUCAUAUACGUUUACUAA